AUGGCGUUGAAAAAGCUGCUAUCGCCUGACCAUGCGUCAAGCAUUUCAAAUCUUUUUUCAAAAUCGAAGCAAUCGGACGUUUCGGUGGAGCUCAAUGCGUUGAACACCGACACGAUCGAUGACAAAGAGAGCUCUCUGGAACAUGGCGAGGGCGAAGUUUGUGAGACUAAAGUGAAGAGGGCACUCAAGCCAAGACAUAUUUCUAUGAUUGCGCUGGGUGGAACUAUCGGUACUGGUUUGUUUGUGGGUAUCGCGACUCCGUUGUCCGAUGCUGGCCCAGUGGGCGCUCUGAUCGCGUACAUUUUCAUGGGCACCAUCGUUUACUUUGUGACACAGUCGCUUGGUGAAAUGGCGACAUUUAUUCCAGUCACCUCCUCCAUCACGGUUUUUUCGAAAAGAUUUUUAUCCCCUGCGUUCGGCGUCGCGAACGGAUACAUGUACUGGUUUAACUGGGCCAUUACCUAUGCUGUGGAAAUAUCUGUCGCAGGUCAAGUGAUUCAAUAUUGGACGGACAAGGUUCCUUUGGCUGCGUGGAUCGCCAUCUUUUGGGUGCUCGUUACAGCUGCCAAUUUUUUCCCAGUCAAGUUUUACGGUGAAGUCGAGUUCUGGGUUGCUUCCGUGAAAGUCAUUGCAAUCGUUGGAUACAUGAUCUAUGCCUUGGUCAUGGUCUGCGGUGGUUCAAAACAGGGUCCCAUUGGUUUCCGUUACUGGAGACAUCCCGGGGCUUGGGGUCCCGGUGUUAUUGCCAAGGGCAAAGCGGAGGCUAGAUUUUUGGGUUGGGUUUCUUCUUUGGUUAACGCUUCAUUCACUUACCAAGGUACUGAAUUGGUAGGUAUUUCUGCUGGUGAAGCCGCCAACCCUAGAAAAACUGUUCCAAAAGCAAUUAACAAAGUGUUCUUCAGAAUUUUAUUCUUUUACAUUUUGUCCCUAUUCUUUGUCGGCCUCCUAGUACCAUAUAACGACGAGCGUCUUUCCAGCACCACUGCUGUUAUUGCAUCCUCUCCGUUCGUCAUCUCUAUUCAAAAUGCCGGUACCAAAAUUUUACCACAUAUUUUCAACGCUGUAGUCACUGUCACAGUUGUUUCUGCCGCCAAUUCUAAUGUUUACGUCGGGUCUCGUGUUCUGUACUCAUUGGCUCUGACUGGCAUUGCUCCAAAACAAUUUGGUUAUGUCACGAAGCAAGGCGUUCCUUACCUGGGUGUUAUUGCCACUGCUUUACUAGGGCUACUUGCCUUUUUGGUUGUUAACAACAAUGCCAAUACUGCAUUUAACUGGCUUAUUAACAUCUCCACUCUAGCUGGACUUUGUGCAUGGCUGUUCAUCUGUAUUGCCCAUAUUAGAUUCAUGCAAUGCCUAAAGCAGCGUGGUAUUUCGCGUGACGACUUACCUUUCAAAGCAAAAUUGAUGCCAUGGGGUGCAUAUUACGCUACUUUCUUCGUAUUUGUCAUAAUUUUCAUCCAGGGUUUUACUGCUUUUACGCCCAAAUUUGACGUUUCCAGUUUCUUUACCUCUUAUAUCUCACUAAUUUUACUCGCAGUCGUUUUUGCGGGUAGUCAAUUGUGGUAUAGAUGUCGCUUCUUAACCAAACUUGAGGAUAUUGAUAUUGAUUCUGAUAGAAGAGAAAUUGAAGCGAUAAUAUGGGAAGAAGAAGAACCUAAGAAUUUGUGGGAAAAGUUUUGGACCGCAAUGGCUUGA
Lachancea fermentati is the source of this 1695-nucleotide messenger RNA. NCBI's taxonomy places the organism in Eukaryota, Fungi, Ascomycota, Saccharomycetes, Saccharomycetales, Saccharomycetaceae. The record is from the annotation of a GenBank genome assembly.